This is a messenger RNA of Spirometra erinaceieuropaei, 306 nucleotides long. The record is from the annotation of a GenBank genome assembly. NCBI's taxonomy places the organism in Eukaryota, Metazoa, Platyhelminthes, Cestoda, Diphyllobothriidea, Diphyllobothriidae.
AUGAUCGGUCCGCUUGUCAGCACCCGCGAUCGCCUUUGUCACCAGUACGUCCCGCUGGUUUCGCCCCUGGACGAGGACAUAGUACAACAUGUGUCACUGACGCUACCGAGGAUGCAUCCAGGUGGUCUUCUUUCGCAUCAACAGACAGAAGAAUGUGUUCGUCAGAAUAAAUCAGUGUUCUGCUCAGGUGUGGAGAAGGAGCAGGCGAUUGUCGAUGGGACCGCGGAGACCAUGGGAACCCAGCACUCCUCUCCAGGCAGCAUGGUCUGGGCCGACGCGGGCGUUGAAAUCACCAAGGACAAUUGA